CCUCCCAUAACUUCACUCAGCUGAGGAGAAGUUUGAGAAUACAAGAUGGCAAAAAUGGUAGCUGCUGUCAUUGUCUGCGUGUUGGUUUUAGCCCUGGAUAUCACUGCUGGCAUACUAGGACUUCAGGCUCAGGCUGCGCAAAACAAGACUAAAAAAGUAACUGUGCUCUUCAUCCAGUGCGAGAAACCGGUGUAUAAAGCAUACCAGCUAGGGCUCGCGGCGGCAGUGCUGCUGGUAGUUGCUCACGCAGUGGCCAACUUCCUCGGUGGCUGUGCCUGCAUCUGCUCUCAGGUGGAGUUCAUCCGGGCAUCCAUCAACAGGAAACUCGCAGCAACUCUCAUAGUUCUCUCAUGGAUCGCACUCAUCGUCGGGUUCUCUCUGCUGCUUGCUGGGGCCAUGUCAAACUCCAAGUCGAAAACAUCGUGUGGGUUCGUGCACGGCAAGACCCUGGCCCUUGGAGGGAUCAUGUGCUUCGUCCAUGCGGGGAUCACCAUCGCGUACUAUGUCACUGCCACCGCAGCAGCCCACGAAAUUCGUUAGGCCAGUAAGCAUAGGCGCUAUGCUUUCGGCCAAGAGAUCAUACAGUCUGAUACUUUCUCACAGGAUAUCACCAUUCUUUCCUUGCUUUUGUUCUUUCUCAUCUUUCAGUUUGUGAUUUGGCCGUUUACCCCUUUCACAACUCAUGGAAGCAUCCAGCUCCAUCUUGUAUCAAAGUUGCACAAAAAGGAAUAUUAUUGUGGUUUAACUGA
Lolium perenne is the source of this 749-nucleotide messenger RNA. Its product is annotated as protein VASCULATURE COMPLEXITY AND CONNECTIVITY-like. The record is from RefSeq and is a predicted model, not a curated record. NCBI's taxonomy places the organism in Eukaryota, Viridiplantae, Streptophyta, Magnoliopsida, Poales, Poaceae.